GAAGAGAGACAGCGGCCUCUUCGGCUCAACCAAUCAGAAGGCAGCUCUGGUGUUGCUCAUGGGAUGAUAACAAGUGCGACGGAGAAGGGAAUUGGCUCUGAGAGACUUGCCCAAUGGGUUUUCAGUACCAAGUGGGGAGGGCGGGGCCAGGCCGUGGCGUAACUGGCACGGCCAGCAGCGCACCUGUCCCUGUCGUCGCUGCAGUCUCGUUGAGAAGAUGACCGUGGAGAGGUCUGCUGCAGCCCGCGAAUGCGGAGGACGGGGCAGCCAGGUGUUCCACCCCGAAGCAUCCUCGGACAUAGAGACAGAGGAAGAACCACAUGAGAAUGGAAUUGUCUUGCACAGGGCCGGAAAACUGGAGGAUUUCCUCCACAAAGAGACUGAGACAGACUUGACUACUUUUGACUCAGAUGAAUAUUUUUAUGAGAUUUUUCAGGCACAGAAGAAAAAAACCAGACGCUGUUCAUUGAGAAGAAACUCAGCAUAUCAGGCAAAGCUGGAUGACAAAUCCUCUGUAGAAGACCCAGAACUGGAGUGUUUUUUCCGAGGCAGUAACAGGCAGAGACUACAGUCUAAAUGUCAUCACUCUGUUAUAUCUGACAACCUGAAACGGUCCAGCUCCUUGAGUGACCUCACACAAGAAAACUUUUAUGGUCAAACAAGUUCCUCAGCUUCUGGCCCUUGCCCACCACACAGGCGUACCCUGGCCUGGGUCCCCUUUGUCACCACCCCCGAACCCUUUCACAUGACGGUGCGGGAGGCACGUAAGAAGUCCCGGUGUCUGCCAUCCUGCGCCUCAUUUGAACUAAGAAGACAGCGAGCAGAGAAGCAGGAGCAGGAGGACGCCGAGUGCCAGAAGAAGUUCCAGGCCCAGCCAGUGCCCGCUCACGUCCAUCUGCCCCUCUAUCAGGAGAUCAUGGAACGGAAUGAGGCCCGUAGACGAGCAGGAAUCCAGAAGAGGAAAGAACUGCUCCUGUCUUCCCUUAAACCCUUCAGCUUCCUGGAGAAGGAAGAGCAAAAAAAGGAAGCCAUUCGACAGAAAGCCUCAGCAGCAAUGCCUCAGGCAAAGACUUCAAAGCAAAAAGUCACCAAGAAGAUCCCCAAGUCAGUCUUGGAGCCAGCCUUGGGGGACAAGCUCAAAGAAGCUGAACUGUGCAGGAAACUCCGCAUACAGACAAGGGCCGAAGAUCUCUUGCAGACAGCCUCAUCCCCCAUCACUUCUAAUAGAUACACUGAUCCCAAGUCUCGAAUAUCCACUCGGACGCGGCAAGAAAAACUCCGUUUCCUGCAGAGAGACUUUGAUUUCCAACCAAGGGUGAAUCCCAGUGUCCCUGACUUUAAGGGUCUUUAUAGGGCCUUCCAAAAAGAAGCUGCUCGAAAAAGGGAAACCCGAGAGGCAACACGAAACAAACCAUUCCAGCUGAGAACUGCCGAUCUCCACCACCGACAGAGGCCCAGCAAGGAGUCAACAGAACCCAAGAAUCCUCCACAGUCGCCCAUGGCUCCAUUACAAAGGAGCCGUUCUCUGAGUGGUCUUGCCUCCCUCUCUCCUAACACCCUUCCUGUACACAUCACAGAUGCCACCAGGAAAAGGGAAUCUGCUGUUAGAUGCUCCCUUGAAAAAAAGAAAGAUAAAGAGAAUGAGAGCGCCCACUGGUUGGAGCAACAUAGGAAGAAAUGUCAAGCUAUGUACAAAUCUGUGACCUCACGAGCAAAAGCCAUGGAUCCCCAUAAAAGCUUAAAGGAGACAUACAAAGCAAAGCUGAAAGAGAAUUGGCUCACUGACCAAAAGAGGACAAAGGAGUAUAAGCAAGAACUGGAGGAAAUGAAGAGGAGAGUCCAGAAUAGACCCUAUCUCUUUGAACAAGUGACACAGAUUUGUGCCAGGAAAGAGGCAGAGCGCAGAUACAGAGACAUAUUACGGAAGGUUGGUUUAGAUGAGGACUUUGUGAGGAACAAAGGACAGCAUGCCAUUGUUGAAUGGAGUGAAGAAGACAAGGAAGGAACUGAUGCCCCCAGCCACCAUGAAAGCAAGGAACUGUUUAGUAGUAGUUCACAGCAAGAUUCAGAAGAAUCCCUGGAAGAAGUGAAACAUACUCCCUCAGAGGAAGAUUUUAUGGACCUGCCCUUUGAAUCACCAGAUACUUCCAAACAACUUGCCUGAUUAUUCUCCUGCUAUUACUGCUUUUGGAAAAAAAAAACGCUAAGCCCCUAAGUUGGUGUUUUGUGAGAAGACAGGCCGGGAAGUGACUGAGCCCUCUUAAAGCACUGUUUUACUUGUGGGCCUGUGGGUUGAUACAUAAAAUCAUAUGGUUGUGGGGCACCUUAGAAAGCACCUAUUCUAUCCCUUUUUUCAACACAUGAAGUUCUGCUUUUCAUUAUUAUGGAUGAUUUACCCCUCUUUCUGGACUUUGAUCCAUCAUCCCCUUUCUUGCAUCUUCAGGCUUUUCCUCUCCAUUGGCUCAGUCCUUUCUACCUUCACACAUUCUCAGAUCUCCUGUAGCCUACUUCACUCCAACCCCCAUUCCACCUUUUUCCUCUUUUUUUUCCACUUCUUGGCUUACCGAAAAUCACAGAAUCAUAGAAUUUUAGAGUUGGAAGGGAUUGUAGUGAUUCCUCAGUUCAACCUGUUCUUGGGGGGGAGAUCCCCACUACAAGCUUCCAGAGAAGUGGUCAUCCAGCCUUUGUUUUGAAGAGUCAUCUUUUGAAGCAACUCAUUCUAUUUUGGGGCAGCUCCAAUUUUAAGGAAAUGUUUUCUUACAUUAUACCUAAAUUUGCAUCUUUCCUCGUUCUACCCAUUGCUCCUAGUUUUGCCUUCUGGGACCAAACAGAAAAAGUCUCCUCUCUCAAAUGACAGCCUUUUAGAUACUUAGGAAAUAGCUCUCUUAUUAUCUCCCCUAGCCUUCUCUUCUCCAGGCUAAACAUCCCUAGUUCCUUGAACCAGUCCUCAUGUGGCAGAGGUUCAAGGCCCCUCAUCAUUUUGGUUACUGUCCUUUGGAUGCCGUCUAUCUACCUUUCUCAAAUAUGGGGCCUAGACCCGAAUACAAUACAGUGGAACCCUCAUCUUCUUAUUCCUGGAAGCUAUGCUUCUAUAUUUAUACCUCCAUUUUCUUGCUACUCACUCAUUCCUCAGUCCCUUCUAAUCUUGUUUCUGUUCCCACAAUUUUACUGAAAGUUAUAUUCAAAAUGACAAAUCCAUUAUUCCAUUCUUAGUCUCAUCAUUUAUUUUUUUGUUGAGUUUAAUCAAAUCAAAUUCUCCUUGAACUCUACAUUUUAUGUUGUUGACGCAUUCCCUUCCCCUUCUCCAAACCUUUUGCUUUUAUGACACUU
Messenger RNA from Phascolarctos cinereus (koala), 3330 nucleotides. It is a transcript of the gene FAM161B, whose product is annotated as FAM161 centrosomal protein B. The record is from RefSeq and is a predicted model, not a curated record. NCBI's taxonomy places the organism in Eukaryota, Metazoa, Chordata, Mammalia, Diprotodontia, Phascolarctidae. Gene Ontology annotation, biological process: cilium organization. Gene Ontology annotation, cellular component: cilium.